CUCAUGUUGGAACUGAGUCCAGUUUGAAUCUGAAAUAUUGUUUCAUCUCUCUUUCUCUCUGUGUUCUCUCCUCUGCAGACUCUGUCAGGCUGCUGGGGGGGACCAGUCUGUGCUCAGGCAGACUGGAGGUGAACUCUAACCAGUCUAACCCGUCCUGGUCCUCAGUGUGUGAGGCUGACUUUGACCAGCAGGAUGCUCAGGUGGUCUGCAGGCAGCUGGGCUGUGGGGCUCCUUCAGCCCUCCAGGGGGCGCUCUAUGGAGAAGGGGAGGCUCCAAUGGGGACCAAAGAGUUCCAGUGUGGAGGCCAAGAGUCUGCUCUCCUGGACUGUAGCUCAGCCUCAGAGAGAAACACCUGCUCACCUGGCACAGCUGUUAGCCUCACCUGCUCAGAGCCGGUCAGACUGGAGGGAGGAGAGAGUCGCUGUGAAGGAGCUCUGGAGGUGAGACGUGAGGGAAAAUGGAGACCAGUGGGCUAUCCCUCUCCAUGGACCCUGAAGGAAGCAGCAGUCGCCUGCAGAGAGCUCGACUGUGGCUCUGCUGUUUCUGUGGGAUGGAGAGAGGAGUCCUCAAAGAGAGAUGUGUGGGGGAUCAGCUCUCGCUGUCUUCAGUCUGGAUCUCUGAGGGACUGUGCAUCAUCAUCUUCCUCUCGCUACACCCUGACUAUCACCUGCUCAG
Gymnodraco acuticeps is the source of this 675-nucleotide messenger RNA. Its product is annotated as scavenger receptor cysteine-rich type 1 protein M130-like. The record is from RefSeq and is a predicted model, not a curated record. Gene Ontology annotation, cellular component: membrane. Lineage: Eukaryota; Metazoa; Chordata; Actinopteri; Perciformes; Bathydraconidae. The annotation marks the transcript as partial. The transcript is spliced from 2 exons.